GGGUGGACCUGACUUAAUUUAGCUCGUUCCGCAGAAUCAGAGACAGCUGGCGGACAGACUCCCCCCUCUUCCCCUUCACUGCCGCCCUUUCUGGUUCGGAAAAGUAGGAUUUAUGUUGAAUCACGCCAAGUAAAUAUACAUGUAUUUAACAGUGAAGAGGAAUUGCAAACUGGGAACUUCGGGAGCUGAGGAUUGAGAAUGGGAAAGAUGUGACUGGUGUAGAGAACCGAGUCAGAGUCAAAUCAUUUGUGAAAUCUUCGAGGAAGCUGACUAAAGUGUCCGCCAGGCCAGUUGGACACAACUCAGAUGGGUGUGGAGGAAGUUAACACUUUGGGGGUUAGUGGGACAACCACAAAGUAAAAGCCAUCCCUGCCCCAGGAAAGUUUCUUGUGUUGAAUUUGUAUUUGUGAAAUCUUCUAGUCAUCACAUGGGCCAGGACUGUGCUGGGCGGAUAAGGCAUUUGUGUAGCCCCUGCCUGGGCUGCAGAGACUUGAGAAGAGGCCAAUGGAGAGAAGGGAUAAGGAGAGCUAAGCAUUUGAUGAGGGCUUGGGCAGGGCGGCGGUGGCCAGAACAGCCGAAGAACCUCACUGUGGCCACAGACACUUCCUGGUCUUUCCCCAGUGGGCAGAGAGAUCACGUUGAUGGAGACAACUGUUUAGUCUCCUCUUGGGUGACUCGUGCCUGUCAUCACUUUUCUGAAAUUCUUCCUGUGACUUAGGGUCUUUCUUCCUCCACCUUUCCUUGAUUUCCUUCUCCUGUGCCUCAGUGUCAUCCUCUGCCCCUCUGGCGACCCGGGUGUCUCCACACAUUCUGCCUUGCUAGCAGCAUCCUCUCCCGAGGUCUGAGGAACUCACUCUAUGCCAGCGAGCAGCUUCUGAGACUUAGGCCCCUGUGACCCCACCCCGCCUCGUGGCUCACCUCAGGGUCUUUGCACAUGCUACUCACUCUGCUUGGAAUGUCUCUUCUGGCCUGCUCGGCUCAUCUGGCCGUCUUCCUUUGGACACCCUCGCGGCUGCAAGGAGCUCCGGGUCCCAGGUGUUUGCCUCUCCCAUUCACCCCCGCUCUUAACUCUUAUCACACCCUAGUAACGGAGCUUCUUUGCCUCUCUCUCCCAGGAACUUGCAGGCUCCUUGAGGCCAGAGCCUGCCACACUGCCCGGGACCAAGCGUAGCUUAGGUUUUCCUGGAGCGUUAGAUGCCACCCAGAUGCCCAUCCAGCCCCCGAGUAAAGACGCUGAAGAGAUGGAGGCCGAGGGCGAUUCCGCUGCCGAGAUGAAUGGCGAGGAGGAGGAGAGCGAGGAGGAGCGCAGCGGCAGCCAGACGGAGUCUGAGGAGGAGAGCUCUGAGAUGGACGACGAGGACUAUGAGCGGCGCCGCAGCGAGUGCGUGAGCGAGAUGCUGGACCUGGAGAAGCAGUUCUCGGAGCUGAAGGAGAAGUUGUUCAGGGAGCGACUGAGUCAGCUGCGGGUGCGGCUGGAGGAAGUGGGGGCUGAGAGAGCACCCGAAUACACAGAGCCUCUGGGGGGGCUGCAGAGGAGCCUCAAGAUUCGCAUUCAGGUGGCAGGGAUCUACAAGGGCUUCUGUCUGGACGUGAUCAGGAAUAAAUACGAGUGUGAACUUCAGGGGGCCAAACAGCACCUGGAGAGUGAGAAGCUGCUGCUGUACGACAGCCUGCAGGGGGAGCUGCAGGAGCGCAUCCAGAGGCUGGAGGAGGACCGCCAGAGCCUGGACCUCAGCUCUGAGUGGUGGGGCGACAAACUGCAAGCCAGAGGCAGCUCCAAGACCUGGGACGCCCUGCCGCCCAGCAAGAGGAAGAAGGCGCCCCUCGUUUCUGGCCCCUACAUCGUGUACAUGCUGCAGGAGAUCGACAUCCUGGAGGACUGGACGGCCAUCAAAAAGGCCAGGGCCGCCGUGUCCCCACAGAAGAGGAAGUCAGAAGGACCUUGACCCUGCAUUUCACAGCCAAGGGACCCCCGGAGCAACUGGCACCCAACCCAGGAUGUGCAUUAUCCUGCUGCAGAAAGUCUGAUGGCAACAAGCUCAGGCUUGGCUGUUGGCUCCAGUGUUCUGCUGGGCCCCCUCCAGCCAGCACUGGGCUCGACUCCUCUGCUCCUCCUCUGGGCCCUGGACACUGGGGCCUGCAGCUGCCCUGGGCAGGAAAGACUGUCUCAGCCAGCCCCAUGGUCCUUCCCUGUGCCCACCCAAAACAUGUGCGUUUCUUGAGCCAAAGCCGCAUCCUUCCUGCUCACCUCGCACCUGGCUCCCGCCCCUGAGCCAGUGAGCUGUGUGGGGACUUUGAUCCAGAAAUGAUGGGGGCCUGGCCAUCGCCGCUCAGCCAGGCUCCCCAGGUCUUCUCGGGGCGGUUCUUGGUGUCUGCCUCCCAGCUUUCGGGGACUGGAUUAAAGCCUCUCCUGGGACUUCGGUGUGACACUCGUGUCUGAU
Talpa occidentalis (Iberian mole) is the source of this 2441-nucleotide messenger RNA. It is a transcript of the gene BRMS1, whose product is annotated as BRMS1 transcriptional repressor and anoikis regulator. The transcript has 10 exons. Gene Ontology annotation, cellular component: Sin3-type complex. Gene Ontology annotation, biological process: negative regulation of transcription by RNA polymerase II. Lineage: Eukaryota; Metazoa; Chordata; Mammalia; Eulipotyphla; Talpidae. The record is from RefSeq and is a predicted model, not a curated record. Bases 1206 to 1946 code for a protein of 246 amino acids. Gene Ontology annotation, molecular function: histone deacetylase binding.